AGAAGCACCUUCGUUGCACAACGAGCGAAGCUCUUUUCCUUCUCCUCUCUCGUUUUAUGCGCUUCCUCUUCCCCACGCGCCUCAUCAACAACUCAUCUCUCGGUCUCCUCCGAUCUCCACGCACCGCCGCGCCGAUCCGUUCUCUCUGGUUUCGCAGCAAGUCUCCGGUCUUCCGAUCGGCGACUAGUCCAAUAAUGGCGGCGGCCGCCUUCUCUUCAUCGUUGUCGAUUCCUCCUAACUCGGAAGAAGCACUUCCUGGGAAGCUAUGGAUCAAGUUUAACAGAGAGUGCCUCUUCUCUAUCUAUAGCCCCUUCGCCGUCUGUUUAGCCGCCGGAAAUCUCAAGAUCGACACAUUUCGUCAGUAUAUUGCACAGGAUGUUCAUUUCCUUAAGGCGUUUGCUCACGCGUAUGAACUGGCCGCAGAGUGUGCUGAUGAUGAUGAUGAUAAAUUGGCAAUUUCUGACUUGAGGAAAAGCGUGAUGGAAGAAUUGAAAAUGCACAACUCAUUUGUACAGGAUUGGGAUUUAGACAUCAACAAAGAAGUAAGUGUUAACUCAGCAACUUUGAGAUACACUGAGUUCUUGUUAGCUACAGCUUCCGGAAAAGUAGAAGGAUGCAAAGCUCCCGGCAUGCUUGAUACUCCAUUUGAAAAAACAAAAGUUGCUGCUUAUACGCUUGGUGCUGUGACACCUUGCAUGAGGUUGUAUGCCUUUCUCGGUAAGGAGUUUGGAGCACUUCUUGAUCUGAGUAAUGUGAACCAUCCCUACAAGAAAUGGAUCGAUAAUUAUUCUAGUGAUGCUUUCCAGGCAUCGGCCAAGCAAACUGAAGACUUGCUUGAAAAGCUUAGUGUCUCUAUGACUGGUGAAGAAUUGGACAUAAUUGAAAAAUUGUAUCAACAGGCUAUGAAACUUGAAGUAGAAUUCUUCCAUGCCCAACCGCUGCUUCAGCCUACCAUAGUUCCACUGGUCAAGAACCACUCAAAAGAUGAUCUGGUGAUCUUUUCUGAUUUUGAUCUGACUUGCACCGUUGUGGAUUCUUCUGCUAUUUUAGCGGAAAUAGCAAUUGUAACUGCCCCAAAAGAUGAACAGAGUCGAUCUGGACAACAAAUUCAUCGGAUGCUCUCAUCUGACCUUAAGAACACCUGGAAUCUACUUUCGAAACAAUACACAGAGCAUUAUGAAGAAUGCAUAGAGAAUAUUCUGAAUAAAGAAAAAGCGGACAAGUUUGACUAUGAGGGUUUAUGUAAAGCACUAGAGCAGCUUUCAGAUUUUGAGAAAGAGGCAAACAAUCGAGUGAUCGAGUCUGGUGUACUCAAGGGCCUGAAUCUCGAAGACAUUAAGCGUGCUGGGGAAAGGUUAAUUCUUCAAGAUGGCUGCAUCAAUGUCUUCCAGAAAAUUUUAAAAACUGAGAAUCUGAAUGCAGAACUUCACGUGCUUUCCUAUUGUUGGUGUGGCGACCUCAUCAGGGCAGCCUUUUGUGCAGGCGGAGUAGAUGCAGUGGAAGUACAUGCAAAUGAAUUCACAUUCGAGGAAUCUAUCUCGACUGGUGAGAUCGAAAGAAAGGUGGAAUCCCCGAUUAACAAAGCUCAGCAGUUCAAAAGUAUCCUACAAAACAGAAAGGAUGAGAACAAGAAGAAAAGUUUCUUGAGUGUGUAUAUUGGAGAUUCGGUUGGUGACUUGCUGUGUCUCCUCGAAGCAGAUAUAGGAAUAGUGGUUAGCUCUAGCUCGAGUCUCAGGAGAGUUGGAAGCCAUUUUGGUGUCUCAUUUGUGCCUUUGUUUUCUGGAAUCGUCCAGAAACAGAAACAACAUACUGAAGAAGAAUCAUCAUCAACCUGGAAAGGACUCUCUGGCACACUUUACACAGUUUCAAGCUGGGCCGAAAUUCAUUCAUUCGCUCUUGGAUGGGAGUAAACCGGUAGAACAAAGUAUAUGAAGAGAUUGGUGUAUAUACUGCCGAGUGGCCAGUUUUAUCAAGAGCCACACAAAUUUCAGUAAGUGUGAGUACCAAUGGCGAUGAUGACCUUUGGUUUGUUUCGUCUAGCAUUUCAUUUUAAUGAGCUUCUGUUGCUGCUCUUUUGCGAUGAUCUCAUGAUGUGGCUUUCGACAGAAAAUUGUGAUGCCGAGAUGUCAUUUUAUAC
Molecule: messenger RNA, 2137 nt
Organism: Arabidopsis arenosa
Lineage: Eukaryota; Viridiplantae; Streptophyta; Magnoliopsida; Brassicales; Brassicaceae
Source: the annotation of a GenBank genome assembly